AUGAGCGGUAACCAUUCGAUAGAUGCUUCCGGUACCUAUCCAACAGGCUUGGAAAAGUUGUUCCUUGGAAAUAACAACAUAAGCAGGAUAAUUUCGGAUCUCUCCAAACUGAAAAAUCUGAAAUACCUCCAUUUGAGAGAUAAUAAUAUCAGAAAACGAUCUGGAUUCACCGAACAACUAUCACAGCUUACCUAUCCGAACUUAAGAAACAAUAAAAUCAAUAAAAUUAGACAAUUCAGAAAACUGGACUGUUUACCAAAUUUGGAAACUAUCAUAAUCAUGGAGAACCAAGCGUGCAGAAAAAAAGACGAGCGAGAUGAGGAUGUUGAAGACGAAGAACACGAAGAUGAAAUAUACGGCGAGGAAGGUGCGCCCGCUGUUGAUAAAACUAGAUUGGCUUUAUUGGUAUUAUUACCGAAUCUUAAACGAAUCGAUAAGGAAAUAGUUACAGCGGAAGAAAGGGAAGCUGCGUUGCUGAAAAAGAGGCAAAUCACAGAAGAAAUCUUUGAAGAGGAGAGUAGCGAAGAUGAUACAGAAGUACCUACCACUACAGAUUUAACAACGGAAUUUACAACUGAAACGGAAAUCGAUUAUGAUUUACGUCGUCCAAAACCUACGGAAGUCAGAGGAGAGAAUGAAUCUGACAACUGA
Leptinotarsa decemlineata (Colorado potato beetle) is the source of this 651-nucleotide messenger RNA. RefSeq names its product leucine-rich repeat-containing protein 23-like. The record is from RefSeq and is a predicted model, not a curated record. Lineage: Eukaryota; Metazoa; Arthropoda; Insecta; Coleoptera; Chrysomelidae.